Messenger RNA from Closterium sp. Naga37s-1, 1365 nucleotides. Lineage: Eukaryota; Viridiplantae; Streptophyta; Zygnematophyceae; Desmidiales; Closteriaceae. The record is from the annotation of a GenBank genome assembly.
AUGGCGCUUCCCACCAGCCUUUACUUGGCCCUCGCGCUGCUCAGCCUUACUAUGCACGCCGCACACGCAGCCAACAUGCCCGCCGGCGGUUGCCACACUCGUUAUGUCUGCCCCUACAUAGACAACCUCGCUACCGCAACAAUCACGGCAUCCACGUACCAAAACUACAAGUACAUCGGCGAUUUCCAGGGGCUCUUUAACACCCAGGGCGGCCAGUUCGCGCCGCACCAGCGCGGGUCGGGCCCUGUGAAUUUCGAGCGGUACACGGAGGUGGGGACCAUUUUCGCCGUGGUGAAGGGCGUCUCGCGCCUGGCGGGUGAGAAUGCCAGGGUGGCGGGCUUCAUCGACCGCAUUCAGUGUUACCUGCUGGAGAAGAACGGCGGCACGGGCACGUCAGGCUCCUUCAAGACGCCCAUGGCGGGCGACGCGGCGACGCAGGCAGCGAACACGGCGACUUACCCGCUGAGCUUCGUGGGCGGGCUGUGCAACGGCACGGCGCUCGUCGAGAACGACCCGCAUCUCACGGGUGCGCACGGCACGCACUACGACUUCACGGGCCGCUUCGAUCGCUCCUUCUGCCUCUUCGCCGACCGUCGAUUCCACGUCAACAUGCGUCUCAACGGCUACCAAGGCGCGCCGCCCGCCGUUUCCACAUCGAAUACGGACAAGGAGUCAAGCACGGAGCUGCACACGUGGAUUAAGGAGAUCGGCGUCGUGUGGAUGACGCCCGACGGCGCGAACCACACGCUGCGCAUGGUGGCGCGCAAGGGCAAGCAGCAGGAGCGCGGCGACAACGGCUUCCUCUCGCUGCUCGAGAUCGACGGCGCCACGACCACCCCUCCCAGCGUUGGCGAAUCCAUCACGACGAAUAGCGGGCUGGUGGUUACCAAAAUCGCGGAGGAGAAGGAGGGGCCGUUCGACGUGGAUCAGCUUCAGGUGCGCGUGGUGGGGCUGGGGGAGCUCGACGUGCGCGUGCGCGUGGUGCAUCCGCUGCUGCAGACGCCGGCGGAGGCGGAAACGCACUUCAACGUGGAGCUUUCCGACGUAAAGAUGACGUCAGCCGUGCACGGCGUGUUGGGGCAGACGUUCAGGAACACGCCCGAGCAGCUGCAGCGCGCGGUCAAGUACUCGCACUUGGCGGCGCUGCUGCACCACCCGGUGGACGUGGAUAAGGCGGAGGGGCGGGGCUUCCUAGACGGGCAGGUGGAUGACUACACUGAACGAAAAUAUUGUCCUUAUGCAUUCGAAAUAGUACAAGUGGAAUGGGAGAAAAUCCCUGCGGCUUGGUGCAGUGAGCUGAUCGAUAGCAUGCCUAGGCGUGUGCGGGCUGUGCUCAAGGCCAAGGGUCGCUGGACCAAGUACUAG